This is a messenger RNA of Histoplasma capsulatum G186AR, 3063 nucleotides long. RefSeq lists its product as uncharacterized. The record is from RefSeq and is a predicted model, not a curated record. Lineage: Eukaryota; Fungi; Ascomycota; Eurotiomycetes; Onygenales; Ajellomycetaceae. The transcript is spliced from 3 exons. The coding region runs from base 1 to 3063 and encodes 1020 amino acids.
AUGUCGUCGCGGGACAUGUCGCAUCCCUCGCAGCCCUACGAGCAGGCAAGGCGACGGUCUCUGGGCAGCAAUGACAGUUCUCCUGUCCAUCCUGCCUCAGGGCAGGUUGACCACCCCAGCGUUCAGCAACCGCCUCCACCCCCUUCGUCCUACAAUAGUCGCCAGAUGCCUCCUCCAUCUCCUCCCCAGCACUACCACUCGCGUGGAGGCCCCAUUCCAGCCGCCCCUCCUCCCCAACCGCCCUCCUUCGCUCCACGUGAACCCCCCCAACCAUCCGCACACCGCCCGGGUAGCAGCAUGUCGAUAUCGUCAAUGUUAGGGACUGAUUCAGAUCGCCCAACUCGGGAUAGCGGCCCUUCCUCCCUCUAUGGCCGAUCCGCCAUAUCUUCUAUUCCAUCCGGCUCACAUGGACCGCCACAGGGAGCAAUGUCGCCCCCAUCCGCCACUUCAAGACAACCACAGCCAUCCUCUGAUUUCCCUCCCUUGAGACGUUCUCACACUCCAGAGAGGGCUCUAUUUUCAAAACCGCAACCCCCUCGCCCGUACCGCUCGAGCUCGGGAAGCGCGCCACAAAGCCAACCCCACCCUCCUGAUGAUACCUUGCGUUUUGGGGGCGUUCCUCGGUCCCUUGGCACGGCCUCGGUAUACGGAGACAAGCCACAUACAACCCAAACAGGCCCCUCUGGGCACUUUGCGAUGUCCUCGUAUAACAACGGCCGGCGUGGUAGCAUAAAUGGACCGAUCCAACGGCCUAGCAGCCAGCCGCACCAAGAAGAGCCUGCAUCGAGGAGACCCUUAUUCAGCCCUGGGCCAAGACCAUCAGGUCCCAACUUUGGAGAAAGCCCAACAGAAGCUGGAUCACAACGUGCAGCACCUGGAUAUCCAGGGUCAGAAACAGCGUCUCAUGCGCAACAAAGAUAUGGUAUUCAGCACCAAGAACGGCUUGGCCCUACAGAUCCGGGGGCCCGUGAACAAGAACACAACACCAGAUUACCUCAGGACAUGCAACAGCAACAGGCACGAUUCGGACCGCAUUUUGGAGAACGGGAACCGGAGGGGCCCCCGCGGCGCACGUGGGAUUCAGGCGGAAUCCAACGCUUGUCUCCUGAAACAGCUCGACAUCCCGUUAGCAACGAAUUCGGCGGUCUGCAGAGCUACGCAAAAUCUCAUGAAUCGCAGUUGUCCGGGCCUCGAUCAACGCCUGGGUCGCAUUUGCAACAUCACCAACAACGGCCUGAGCCUUUGCAACAUAAUGAUUCAGUGGGAGGCUCAAACCUGGGCAAGUUUCAACAACCUUCGCGCAUUUUCUCUCCAACUCCUGGAUCAAGCUCCCAACGACCUUUCGGUGGCAUGGGCGAAGACCAGAAACGUAAGGACAGUGACGAACCCUUUCAACACCGUAGUCUCCUUAACAUUAACGCGGAGAAUAAGCGAGAAGGAAGGUCGUCACCACUUCCCCAAGCGGUUCAAGGUGCACAGGCUCAGAUAAUCGGUCCAGCUGAAGAGGCCGGUAUCAAGAGCGAACUUGGCCGUGUAUUUUCCGGAAUUGGGAGUGGUGUCGGUGUUUCUGCUGCUGGACAUCCGGGAAGUGGACCCCCCACACCUAUGACCUCGAGCCCCUUUAAGCGGGAUGCUAUAGUUGCACGUUCAACUGGGGGAGAGAUGAAAGAGCCCGCGGCGAAACCAGCCCGAGCUAGCGUUUCUGGACCUCCACGACGUGGUCGAAAACCCAAAGACGAUGAUGCAAAAGGUGAGGGCGAAAGCAGUGUUGGACCCUGGGGUGGAGGGACGACCCGUGGUCGAAGGCCGAGACAUGUCCACCAUCACCAUCACCAUGGCCAUCAUCACCAUCACAGACAUAAGCCAGACGAUGAGGCUCCAGGAUCUAUUGCCGUACAAAACACCAUUCCGCCGACUGGCGUGGCCAAUUUUCAGCGAUCACCUAUUCUCCCUGAAAGUGGUGUUGUUUCCUCCCCCAAUGUUGGUCCACAUCACCACCAUCAUCACCAUCACCACCACCAUCACCACGUGCCACGGCCCACCAAUGGUGGUGUCCCGCCCUCCACUUCAACCCCUGCCGCCCCCAUACGCGAAUACAGUACAGUUGUCAAUCUGCAACCGCUUCUACGAAGUGUUGCACAUCGUCCCAGGUAUCAUCUCGGUUCGACGCUGUACGCCCCCAAGAUCGGAAUACCUACAUCCAGGGCAUCCCCAGAAAGUUCAAAAUUUGGAUACGUGAGUACACCAGUCCCUAUUCCGCGGUUUGAAGGCAAGGAGAAUUGCACGUAUACGAUACGCGUCCCACGGUUCCGCAUCGACGCAAGCCACCGAGAAGAGAUCUGCGCGCGACGAGCGCUCUGGGGCACAGGUGUGUAUACAGAUGACUCUGAUCCCGUGGCAGCAGCAAUACAUUCUGGAUUUAUCCGCGGCGAAUGGGGAGAGGAUGUGGACGUGUCCCUGCUAGACCUGGAGAUCAAGGAGGAACAUCAACAUGCACCCAAUGGCAAGAACAGCACCGCCUCUACAUUUCACAAAGUCUCUUCCCUGGAUGAAUCGCCAACCAAAGGCCCCACAACUGCUACUCCCAAACCCGUCGACGAAGUCGAACCAACAGCGAACCCCACCGCCAAAUCCAAAUCCAAACCCAAACCCAGAACCCCACCUCUCCCACCCCCCAACAAGGAUCUCCACAUCACCCUCUUAAUCCUACCCACCCUCGAGCGCUACGACUCAACCGUGAUGUACGGCCUCAAGUCGCGCGCGUGGGGAGAUAACCAUGACGGGAUGAGUUUCAAAGUUGAACGGAUUGACUGGGUGGAUGAGGGGGGCUCGAAGGGGGAGGAGCGCGGUGGUGAAGCAAGAAGGAAGCGGCUGAGGAACAUGAUGCGGUCCGGGAGGAUCUGUACGCCAGAUGGGUUGAAGGGAAGGGGUGGAGUGGAGUUGCGGAAUGGGACGAAGGUUGGGGGGUUGGGCAUGGGAGUGGGAGUGGGAGCGGGAGUGGGCAUGGGCAUGGAAGGGGGAGAAGGGGGAAGAGGAUCUACUGCUGUAGAGCCUGUGUCGUGA